Trichophyton benhamiae CBS 112371 is the source of this 807-nucleotide messenger RNA. RefSeq names its product O-methyltransferase, putative. The record is from RefSeq and is a predicted model, not a curated record. NCBI's taxonomy places the organism in Eukaryota, Fungi, Ascomycota, Eurotiomycetes, Onygenales, Arthrodermataceae. The transcript has a single exon. The coding region runs from base 1 to 807 and encodes 268 amino acids.
AUGGCUUCUCCAAGUGCGCUGGUUUCAAGCCCCAAGGUUGCGGCCCUCCUCAAGAGGCUCCACGGAGAGUCUGGAGCCCAGGAAUCCUCGUUCUCCGUCCUGUCAUUCUGGCUUCGCAAGAAGAUAAUGACCAUGAUCUUUGGGAACCGUAGAUGGAACUCUGCUGAUGACGACUUCAUGAGAGACAAAUAUAUCUGUCUAGAGGCCGACAAAAGUGAACUUGUCUAUCUUUUAGCGAGAUCUACCGGUGCUCUAAAUAUCGUGGAAGCAGGUACAAGCUUCGGCGUCUCGACUAUAUACCUUGCUCUCGCAGCUGGACAGAACGCUGCAGCCAAAGCAUCUGGGUCCAUAACACCGGGACAAGGUGCUCAAGUCUUUGCAACGGAAAAUGAACCUACCAAGGCGAAGAAGGCGAAGGAGCAUUGGAAGGAGGCUGGGGAAGAGGUGGAGCCCUGGAUUACCUUGCUGGAAGGCGAUCUUCGCGAAACACUACCGGAUCAAAUGAAGAAGGUCGAUCAAAUUGAUAUGUUAUUGUUGGACAGUAUGUUGACCCCAAUUCUUCGCUCACCCUUUCAUCACGAUUUGCUAAGUCAAUAUAAUAUAGUCUGGACUCCAAUGGCUCUCCCAGCACUCAAAGCAGUUCAACCAAAGCUCCGUACGGGCGCACUUAUCAUUGCAGACAACACUGUCAUGGCUCGAAGUGACUACAAGGACCUAUUUGAUUAUAUGGAUGACCCUAAGAACGGCUUCAGGCACAUGACGACCCCGUUCAAGGGUGGGUUGGAAGUUAUUGUCUACCUUCCUUAA